GUUGUCGCGAGACUCGUGGUGUUGCCGCUCUCGCCGUCGCCUCACCACCGCUACGCGCCGGCCGUGAGCGGAGCUUGACGUGCCGUGGACGCACAUGCUUGUUCGUGCAACAAGAACCAGCUCUCAUCACUGCCCUCGCCCAUGUUGUUGGAAGUGCAUGUGAUAACUCGAUCGACCGCAGCAGCUUCCCCUCUCACCUUGACCAUCGCCAACCUCCCUGCAUCGCUCUCGACUACUCCACCACGACCAGGCCUACUAGACGACGCCCUCCCCGUCGUCGCGUGUGGUCGUGACCACCCAAUGAGGUCGACCACUACCACAACAUGUUCCAGCUCACCAGCGAAGGAGGAGGCAGUAGAUUCAUAACAAACCCUCUGGCUGGCCAGAAACGAAAGCGCUCGCCUUCGACCAAUAUCCAACCUACUCCCCAAGCGAAACAUCCGUAUCUGUCUGGCAACUUUGCACCAAUACAACAGACGCUGCCAUUGACACCAUGCACAUACACUGGUAGUAUCCCAGAAGAGUUGGCUGAGGGUGAAUACAUCCGCAAUGGCAGCAAUCCCGUCUCAAAUGAUGACUUGGGACGAGACUCACAUUGGUUCGAUGGAGAUGGUAUGCUCUCGGGAGUGUCCUUCACGAAAGACGAGCAAACGGGAGAGGUUACGCCUGAGUUUGUCAACCAAUUUGUGUUGACAGACCUGUACCUCAGCACGCUGGGGAGCGACAGGUUACGCGUUCCAAUACUGCCGAGCAUAGCUACACUGGUCAGUCCUGUGGCAAGUUUCAUAUGGGUCACAAUUCGCAUACUGCGGACUGUCCUAUUGGUCCUACUGUCGCACCUUCCCGGAUCGAAGCAAAAGAUUAAGAAGAUUUCCGUGGCCAACACGAACGUAAUAUACCACGAUGGCAGGGCUCUUGCUACAUGUGAGAGUGGUCCACCAAUGAGAAUACAAUUGCCUGGCUUGGAGACUGUUGGCUGGUACAAUGGCGUCUCUGCUGAAGGCGAGCCAGUUGAAGAGAGGGAGGAACAGGGCAAGGACAAGGCAUUUGGACAAGAUGGAGGUCUCAUCAGCUUCAUGCGGGAGUGGACAACAGCACACCCAAAAGUCGACCCGGUAUCGAAGGAGAUGCUGUUGUACCAUGCCAGCUUUGCGCCACCCUACGUGCAGUACAGUGUUAUACCCAAGGCGUCUAGCACGACUGGAACGAAAGGCAAGAGAUUGGUGAAUGUUGGCAUACCCAAAGUCUCGGGGGCGAAGAUGAUGCACGACUUUGGGGUAUCGUCUCAGCAUACCAUCAUAAUGGAUUUGCCUCUGACUCUGGACCCAAUUAAUCAGUUAAAAGGCCUGCCGACUGUUCACUACGACUCUAGCAAGCCCUCUCGAUUCGGAGUCUUCCCACGACAUUCUCCCGCUGAAACGCAAUGGUUCGAGACCGAUGGUUGCUGCAUUUUCCACACUGCCAACUCGUGGGAUACUGUCGAGUCGGAUGGCCAUGUGUCAAGUGUGAACAUGCUCGCCUGCCGCCUCACAUCCGCAACACUCAUCUACGCCGCCGGAAACAUGGCCCCACCACCACUGAAGCCACUCACCUCUUCUGUCGCAAAGAAGACCAAGCGAAUGCCGUUUUUCAGCUCCUACGACACCGGGAAUGGUCACACAAAUUUUGACCCAGACCAGCCUCUGGACGAAAAGGAACCCCUCUUGCGCGUCGGUGAACGAUUGUACUACUAUUCCUUCGAUCUCAACUCCACCAACAUCACCCAUCAAUGGGCUCUCUCGGCUGUGCCGUUUGAAUUCCCCUCUGUUCAUCCUGGGCGGGAAAUGAGUGAAGCGCAAUACGUCUACGGCUGCUCCACGACAACUACCGACUUUGGCGCUGCGCUUGGCAAGGCUACGAAAAUCGAUGCGAUCGUCAAGAUAGAUGCGAAGAAGCUCAUUCAACGUGGCAGAGCGAAUCCGCCGAAAAGUGUUACUGGUGUUGUGGACAUUCGCACCAUGGCUCAAGUCCUCGAAACUUCCGAUCCCGAAGAUUCCAUUCGAGUAUUCGUCAUGCCACCUGGCUGGUUCGCGCAAGAACCUCGUUUCGUGCCUCGUCAGAAUCCUGCUUCUGAAGAUGAUGGAUACCUGCUAUUCUACGCUUUCGACGAAGGACAACUGACUCCUGAUGGAGACGUUCCGGCGGACAAUUGUGAGGGAAGGGCUAAGUCAGAGCUGUGGAUCGUCGAUGCGAAGAACAUGCAAAAAGUUGUGGGACGAGUGCAGCUGCCGCAAAGAGUUCCUUAUGGAUUGCAUGGGAGUUGGUUUUCUGCGGAGAUGAUUAAGAAUCAGAGGGCGGUUGAAUCCAUCAGGUCGACAGCGAAGGCUCUGGAGAGGGACGGAGCAGGUGGAGUGUGGAUGAAGGUCAGAGACACGCUCGAGGGGUGGUUGGGGUGAUGAUGACGAUGAUCAACCAGCCGGAUGCGUCGAAUUUUCUCGCGAUGCAUAACGAAGCAUGGGGCAUGGAAUGAUACAUAUAUUGGUGUCAUGUUGCCUAUAACAAGAAGUUUUUGUACAGCUUGCACGCUGGUUGGCGCCGCAGGAAAGGCGCUCGAGGAUAUUGAUGUAUAGUGGUAAUGUGAAAAUGAAUGGUCAUACAUGACACGAGCUUUAGAUCUCCCCGUUGACCUGUUUAGAUCGAGUGACGGCUUUCUUCUCAUCUCUAUGUUCGAGCUUUCUCAUACAGGCCACGAGUGUGCAUGAGCUGUGCGUCCUCACAAUCAGCACCUCAGUAGCUCCCAAUAUAUUCAGAGUCAUUGAACUAAACGGAGAGAAGAUGAGAUGCUUCACUUCAAAAUUGCC
Cercospora beticola is the source of this 2840-nucleotide messenger RNA. Its product is annotated as carotenoid oxygenase family protein. Lineage: Eukaryota; Fungi; Ascomycota; Dothideomycetes; Mycosphaerellales; Mycosphaerellaceae. The record is from RefSeq and is a predicted model, not a curated record. Gene Ontology annotation, molecular function: carotenoid dioxygenase activity. Gene Ontology annotation, biological process: carotene catabolic process.